Serendipita indica DSM 11827 is the source of this 903-nucleotide messenger RNA. Lineage: Eukaryota; Fungi; Basidiomycota; Agaricomycetes; Sebacinales; Serendipitaceae. The record is from the annotation of a GenBank genome assembly.
AUGAGUUCAGCUCAGCAUCACGAGGCAUCCACCUCGACUUCAAAUAAGUCCUCAAAUCGUAGAGGACGUGGGAGAUAUAGCAAGAACCGCCCUCAGCCGUCUGGAGAGGCGGCUCCAAGCGGCGAUCGGUCACAGACGAGCCAAGCAGGCGCAAGUAGCUCCAUGAACCAUAGCAAAUCCUCUAGAUCUCGCAAGUUUGGAGGUCAACUUUCGUCUAAUAUCGCAGAUGUACCUCCCAGUGAGGUAACACCAGACUCUGUUAGUAAUCCGUCGCGAGAACAUCGAUCGAAGCAGGCAGAAAAGAUGCCAGAAAAGCAUAAAACUACGCAAAUGUUCCGCAUAGAGGGCGUCAAUAUGCCAGAUCUGACAAAUAGGCUGAUCGAGACCCUCAAGUCACCGCCAUAUGCGGACUGUGUGAUCUGCUGGUCUCCUAUCCACCCCCUGCAGCCUACUUGGGCAUGCACUGUCUCAGAGGAGACAAACCGAUGUUGCUGGGGUGUCUUCCAUAACAAGUGUAUCGUCUCAUGGAGCAAAAAGAAUAUACAAGAGGCAAAGGCAGUUAUUCAAGCACGAAAUGAAGAUAAAGAACCGGAGUGGCGUUGUCCCGGAUGUCAAACCGCGCGAACUCAGCCUCCUGGACCCUACAACUUGAUUGUGGCAACCACAAAUGCGAGCAAAUUUGCCAUCCUGGAGAUUGCAUACAAUGUGCAGAAAGUUACACUUCGUCGUGUUACUGUGGCCGCCACCAGCGAUUACUUCCUUGUGGAACAGGACACAAGAUGGAUUGCACGGAUGGAGAGAAGGAAUGGGUUGGCGAAUACUCGUGUGAUGAUACUUGCGACCGCAAAUAUUCGUGCGGAAAGCAUUCUUGUACCGAGCCUUGCCAUUAUCACUCGCCCAUAG